AUGUAUUUGACUUCAAAUCACAUUUUGGCGAUGAUGGCAAGAUCCCAAGACCCGCAAUCUAAAGGACCCGUCUCCACAAAUGUGAUGGGGCGACAGUUAGACUUUAGACCUCAAUUGGGAUUAGUUGAUUGUCAAACAUCCUUGAGUACCGCCGACAACCCACUAAAGUAUGCACGUACCAUGGCGGGGUAUUGA
Messenger RNA from Botrytis fragariae, 195 nucleotides. RefSeq lists its product as uncharacterized. The coding region runs from base 1 to 195 and encodes 64 amino acids. The record is from RefSeq and is a predicted model, not a curated record. The transcript is spliced from 2 exons. Lineage: Eukaryota; Fungi; Ascomycota; Leotiomycetes; Helotiales; Sclerotiniaceae.